Engraulis encrasicolus (European anchovy) is the source of this 7111-nucleotide messenger RNA. It is a transcript of the gene neu4, whose product is annotated as sialidase 4. The coding region runs from base 969 to 2342 and encodes 457 amino acids. Gene Ontology annotation, biological process: ganglioside catabolic process; oligosaccharide catabolic process. The record is from RefSeq and is a predicted model, not a curated record. Gene Ontology annotation, cellular component: intracellular membrane-bounded organelle; cytoplasm; membrane. Gene Ontology annotation, molecular function: exo-alpha-sialidase activity. The transcript has 4 exons. NCBI's taxonomy places the organism in Eukaryota, Metazoa, Chordata, Actinopteri, Clupeiformes, Engraulidae.
UUACAGAAAUGAUCAAACGGGAGGGUGAUGAUGAUGCAUUUUAGUUUGUUGGCAGAGUCCCUGAUGGGGCUGACUUUGCCAAGAUGGCCUUUCAGAAUAAUAGUUUUUGCGGAGCAGCCACACGAUUGUUUGAAAUGUAGACUGCCAAAAGAUCAGGCCCUUGAUUAAAAUCAACAAGCAGAAGGAAACCACUAUCCCUAAUGACAGUUGCUCAAUGAAUCUGUGUCUAUUUGUAUCAAAAUGUAAAAAACAAAAACUGUGGGAAAAAUGAGUGGGAUAAACACACAAAGACUAGCACUCCCCCCAUGCAGCAUUCAAGCUUAUGGUGGUGAGUGACAUAACAAUAUAGCUUCGCAGAGCCACAACGACCAUAUGCGGUUCCAUGAUUGUGCUAGCAGUGCAAACAAAAACAUGUGGGAAAAUAAAGGCAGCGGAGACACAACAUGGACGCCAUCCAAAAGAGAAGCAGAGGGACUUGCGGGUGGACAAUGCUGAGGGAGGCAGAUGAAAGAGGACGGAGCUGAAAAAAUAGGCAGCGGCAGCCUCAUUCACUAUUCAGUAGACCGACACCAAGGGGCCUGGCUGUUAGGACAGUGCUGUCAGCCGGUGGAAUGGGAAAUAUUCUGUUGUGGGAGUCGUGUGUGCUUUUGGAGCUGACCUACUCAACUACCCAGAUACCGUAGCACAACACACAACAGGCGCAAACACAGCGCAAACACACACACACACACACACACACACACACACACACACACACACACACACACACACACACACACACACACACACAAUUCUUUUAUUCCCUCUGCUGCUGUGCCUUGGAGUGAACCUGAUAGUAUUGUUGAUACUGGCAGAGAGACAGCGACUACAGGCACCACUGGGAGGAGAGGCAGCUGGUCAGACCCAGUGCUAACACUAAAGGAGUACUUCACAACCUUUCGUCCAGUCACGACUUUCAAAAUAUAGAUAUGAGGGAGUCCCAGAUGUACUUCCCGGCGCGCACCGUGCUGUUCCGCAAAGAGGCCAACGGGGUGACGUACCGCGUACCGGCGCUGAUCUACCUGCCCAGCUCCUCCUCCUUCCUGGCCUUCUGUGAGGAACGCCUGAGCCCUGCGGACGCACAGGCCAACCUCCUGGUCAUGCGCAAGGGCAAGUUCUACAGGAAUUAUGUAGAGUGGACUGAUAUGCGUGUGCUGUCCACAGCACAGCUGCAGGGCCACCGUUCCAUGAACCCAUGCCCCGUCUACGACGAGUUCACUGGCACCCUCUUCCUGUUCUUCAUCGCCGUGCUGGGCCACACCUCAGAGUCCUACCAGCUGGUGACGGGCAAGAACGUCACACGCCUCUGCUACGUCUCCAGCACGGACCAUGGGGACACCUGGAGCCCCGUCACCGACCUCACCAAGAGGGUCAUUGGAGACACCAUUAAAGAGUGGGCCACCUUCGCCCUGGGCCCCGGCCACGGCAUCCAGCUGAAGUCUGGCCGGCUCCUAGUGCCGGCCUACGCCUACCACAUCGACUGCAAGGAGUGCCUGGGCAGGGUGUGCCUGACCACGCCACACUCCUUCUGCUUCCACAGCGACACGCACGGGCGCGUGUGGCGCUUCGGUGAGGCCAUCCCCGGGCCAGAGAGCGUGGAGUGCCAGAUAGUGUCCGUGGACGAGGAGGACGGCGGUAACUUCCUGUACUGCAACGCCAGGAGCCCGCUGGGGUACCGCGUGCAGUCGGUCAGCCUGGACGACGGCGCAGUGUUCCAGGACGGCCAGCUGGUGCAGAAACUGGUGGAGCCCCGCAAUGGUUGUCACGGCAGCGUCAUUGGCUUCCCUGCCCCUCUGGACCUACUCACGGCGUCUAGGGAGGUCCCUCAUCUUGGACGACACUGGACGACGUCUCUCCGUGUUCCAUCCAACCCCUCGUCAUUGUCGCCCUCGUCCUCGACUCCUGUUAGGAACUUUCUCAACCCUACAUGGGUGGUGUAUUCUCACCCCUCGUUGCCCAACGCACGCAGGGACCUUGGGGUGUACCUGAGCCUGUACCCUCGUGAUCCGGACAGCUGGUCUGGGCCUUGGGUGAUCUACGAGGGGCCGAGUGCCUACUCAGACUUGGCCUACCUGGAGCUGCCCAUUCCUGGGGCUCCUCCAAUCACAGGCUUCGCCUGCCUGUUUGAAAGCGGCAUGAGGACACCCUACGACGAGAUCUCAUUCAGCCUCUUCACCCUCUACGAGCUCAUUGAAAACCUCCCUGCAAAGAACUGCCAACUCACAGAUGCAAAAAGUUGCAUGCAACAGCACACUACGAAGAGGAAGCAAAGAAAAUCCUGUGGCCUUUGUUGUGUAUCAUGAAAAAAAGUUCAAACUGUAAGACUGUAGGCCUAUCCUAAGAAUUUAGUCAAGUAUAGUUUUACAAAAAGUGGAGCAACACUUCAUAGUAAAAGCUUUAGAACUAUGGCACAUGCUGCCUUGUAGGCUAGUGAGAAUGAUUAGGCUAAUAUUAAGAUGGCGGCCCUAUAAUGUCGUUCAGUUCAAUAAGGUGGGGUGUCUAAAAAACACUAUACUUUCCUAAAAACAACUAUAGGUUUUAAAGUUUUCAUUUUUAUAACAAAGACAUAUAAUAGGCCCAAUAGCCUAGAAUGAUUUUACAUUUAGUUCAAAACAGCUCUGUAUAGUUUUUUUUUUCCUUUUUUGUGUUGCACAAUGUAGUUCACAUCCCACAAUUAGAUUUUUUAUAUUGCAUAAUUUUGCAUUUCAUACAAGAAGUAAGUGUUAAGUUGCUCUCAGUUUGUCUGUUGCUUGUUUGCUUUCUUAUAAUGGCUGUAAUCGUCCUCCAUUUUCCCUUGCUAAUUUUAACAGUGUUUUGAUGUGAAUAAUUAAAAGCCGACACCCCAACCCAACCCCAUACCUCGGCUAUAUUAAUUAGUUGUAAUUGGGAUAAUUGGGAAAUAAUGUGUAACACACUUGUAGCACAUUAUUGUCCACGUCAAAUUUCUUUAGGUAGGCCUAGAACAUGUGCAGGCUAAUUGCUGUGCUGAAAAAAGGGGGCAUUUCGGAGAAAAUUAGCGGAAAUCAAAUCCCGCCAAUGUUUUCCUUUGUGUUCACUCACCUAGCAAAUGAGGCUUUUCUGUAGUCCUCCUAACCGUGAAUAGGCCUACCAAUCAAAAUAACACAUUCGCCUGCCUGAGCGACGCAAAAACUCGUCAGACAAUUUCUAUUAACAGGUUCACCUCGCGUGCGUGUAGGGCUAGACUUCCGCGCGCGUUGUGUUCAUACCUUUUUAAUUGGCCAAUCAAUACCAGCUACAAUCUUUGCUACAACUCUCAAAACUAGACCAGUAAUGUGACGCCUGCCCAUCAAUACUGUUACAGCUCCCCCUGCAGGUCUACGUGGGACCACACUUGCUCAUCCCGGGGAAAGGGUUUGCAGACCUCCCCAAGCCCAAGCAAUACGACCCUAAACCUAACCCUAACCCUAACCCUAACCUUAAAUCGCUUGUUUGAAACGUUUGAUUACCAAUGUGAAGUACAGAGAGGGCAUCAAACUAGUGGGCCCCCUUCCCUGACCUCCCUCACUGCUUUUAAGCCGUGGCAGCCAUUUGCUCCCUUUCUCCUCUUUUCUGUUGCCUAUGAGGCGAGGCUGCCAAUGGGCCCUGGAGAAAACAAUAAAAGUGAAAUCAUGAGGCCUACAGUUUCAGUGUGGUGCCGGCCCUUAACAACCACAGCUGUCUCCACUUUAUUUAGACAUCAUGCAAUAUAUCCACAUGUUAAGAAUAGUUUAAUGAUACAUUCAUGAUAAUAAUUCAGAAUUUUAUGAUAUGAUAUGAUGGCUUCAAUACCUCCCAAAGGAACCAAUUCAGAAUAGUCAACAACUGCCUAUGAAACUUACUUACUGUAAAUGGGUUUAACAAAUACCUUAAAUUAAGAAUAAAAAAUGGUUGUAAAAAUUGAUAAUAAAUCCAAACAUUACUGCCGUAAUCGUUCACGUAUUACAUUUCUAGAAAAUUAACUACCAUGUUGCAUUAUGAUCGGGGCUGUUGACAGCUUUGAGCAGGCCCAGGACAAAAUAAUCCGAAAGGGCCCCCGCUCAAAACAAUGUAAUGGGGUCCCAAUUACCCCAUCAGUUUCCCUGGUUAUGACUUACAUUACAUCACACUUAACAGAUGCUUAUGUCCAAAACAGCUUACAGUCAGUUACUAGCUAGAGGGCAAGUGACCUACUACAGUGAUGCAGCCGCUAAAGCAACAUGGGGAUGUGUCUUACUCAAAGGUAUGGAAUAAGUUGCAGGACCACAUGCAUAAUUUAUAUUGGUCAGGAUAAUAUUGCUCAGGAUGCAUGCCAUUGGCAAAAUAGAUGACGAGUGAAAUGUAAGCAAUCACAUGUGAAUGCAUGACUGUAGCAGACAAGUUCUCUCAUUGUGUAUUGUGAGUUGUGUGCACGGCAAGAACUGUUCCCAUAGUAUGUUUAGUAAAAAAGCGGCACUCUCGGGUGUAAUUCUUUUUUUAGAAUUAUUUUUCAAUCUACUGGGUUACUGCAAGAAUUACACCCGAGAGUGCGUCUUUGACCUUUGCUUUUUGCUCGCACCUGAAGACCUUGUAAGAACAGUUGAGAGUUGAGCACACUUUCUAAAAAAAAAAAGCCCAUAGUGAGGAUGACAGAGAACAGAGAUGGAUAGGGAUGAUCGAAACAUGAUCGAAUGUUUGUGGCUGCAGUACUGACAAACUUUUGCUUUGGCAACAAAAUCAAGUCAAGUUAAAUGAUGCUGCCUAUCUAAUUUGCCAAGUUUGAUUACAAAAAAUGGGACACUUUCAGAAACACACACAUCAACACUGUACUGUAGUACAACGCGUUGAAAUACAUUGAAAAAACGGUGGCCACUUUGAUCACUUUGCUUAACACAAUGCAGUGUUUACUCCUGUAACUGAAGACCAACACAGUAUAAUAGAGCUCAUGUAGAGUUGUGCUUUGUGGGCACUGAUUAAAAUUACACUGCAAGUGAUUGGUUCACCAAAGAGCAUCCUCUCUGCUAUGCGUAAGUACCCUUGCGGUCCACUUCUCCAGGAGUUUAACCACUUAACCCAACAUCAGAUACCAGUCAGGGCCAGUUCUCGGAUGAGAACUUUGCAGUUUGACGGCAGGCGCAUACAAUGAAAUGGUCCAUCACUCCUUUUUUCUUCUGAUUAGAAUUUCCAAAAUACAACCUGGCAAGCAAUGGAAAGAAGAUGCUUAUCUGGCUGGCUACAUCACUUCAGAUAAAUUGCAAAUGACAAUUGCGCGUGGCGACUGCCAAAACCCACCAAUUCAGGAUCAUUCUGAUACAUCUCUAAAAAUGAACGACUUGAGACACACAAGUUGUGAUUGUGAAAGAAGUGAAGACGAGCAAAUGAGUAAUUGUCAAUGGCAGAAAUACUAAUAUUGUUAUAACAUUAAGGCAUUAAGGAUAAUUGAAUUCACCGGGUCUAGGCCCCUGAGGCUGAAAGAGAUAUUAAACUCACAUUUAGCCUAAGUGGACCCAGGAUUUUCUAUGUCUGGGAAACAUUUAUCUAAGCUAUAUUACAUCACCGUAACCACAACAAACCAUUUCAAACCAGGGUGGUGGUGGUGCAUUACCAUUUUACUGCCUGGCCACAAGAAAGGAGACCAAAGUAAUUCUAUUGAACCCAUACUAAGCAAAUAAAGUUAUUGGAGUUCACAGUUUAAAGUCAUAAUAUCCUGAUCCUAGUGUGACUGGGAUUGGAUGAGAUCAUAAGAGCUUUCAUCACAAACUGAUGCUCGCUUGGUCGUAGAGAUGCACCGGAUCCUGAUUUUUAGGAUCCUGCCGGAUACCGGAUCCACUGCUUAAGAUCCUGCCAGAUCCGGAACCAGAUACCGGAUCCUACAAAAGGGUUGAAACACAUAGCCAACUCGCACACGUGGGCCCUUUUUAUUACGUUGGCGCACACUAUUUUUAAGACUCAUUGGCUUACUGCCACACUGCCUUCAACGGCCGCUUCCAAAGGGCUUUCACUCCAUGCAGCGAUUGGGGUUGUGAAAAGACUGACUGAAAAGCCUAGGCUACGUAUACCGGAUCCACUGCUUAAGAUCCUGCCGGAUCCGGAUAGUCUGAAAAACUUAUCCAUAUCCUGUCGGAUCCGGAUCUUGGAUCCUGUACAACUCUACUUGGUAGUUAGUUACCCCAAGCGUGUGAAACGUGUGCAUCUGUAUUGGACAUGUUCAUAUACUACACCCCAAUGAUAAAUACAGCCAACCAGAUUAAUGGGAGUAUCAAGUAUACCCUUCUCUUACUGCUUUUCAGCCUUUAUUGGUUUUUAUGAGACAGGAUAGUGAAGGAGAGGCAGGAAGUGAGCUGGGAGAGAGAGAUGGGGAAGGACCGGCAAAGGACCCGGACCGUGAAUCGAACCCGCGUCGGCCGAGUGGUAAACGUGUGCCCUACCAUAUCAGCCACGUUAGGGACAAUAAUUGUCUAUUUUGCAUGACUUUUGGUCCCCAAAGAAAACAGUGGUGGAAUGUUCAGAUGGAAUGUUCGUACACUCUAAAACUGUGUGUGAAAAAGCUUUUUCAACCAUAAACUCUGAACUGAGUGUAGCUGUUAUGUGAAGAAGCAAACUUGUGGCCUCUGUUAUAAGGCCCAUAUUUAAAUAACUAUAUGGGCUUGUUAUGCAAGACUUAAAACACACAGCGUCUUAAUAGCAUAAAUUGUUUGUUAAAAAAUCGAUACACAAGAGUUGAAGAAGUUAAUUUAGGCAACUUUAAUCAAGACAUUCUUUAGAAAACAAAAUUCUUGAUUACAAAAAGUUACAAAUGCUGUCUCCAUUACUCCUUCCAUAUUCUGUGUAUUUGUGGAUACCCGCAAAUGGGCAAAGAAUUGUAUAACUUCUUAUGAUUUUCCUUUUGACAUUCUGUUCCAAUGCAACACAAACAAAAACUGCGCCCCAAAAAAAGGGGUAUUGGUGGCGAAGAAGACCAACAGAAAUCUGCUUGUGUACAGGACCCGAGUACAGGACAACUGAGGGCAAGCUGCAACUAUUUCUAUCGGCAUGACAAAAUGCACAGACAUCUUUAGCUUUCCCCAUUAUACACUUGUGCCCAACGGAGAGCACACAGACAAAAAAACAAAGAUAA